AUGUUUUUGUUCGACUGGUUUUAUGACAUACUUGGAUAUCUAGGCCUCUACCACAAGAACGCAAAAAUUCUGUUUUUGGGACUGGACAAUGCAGGAAAGACUACUCUUUUACACAUGCUCAAAGAUGACCGUGUAGCGGUUCACGAGCCCACACUCCAUCCUAACUCGGAGGAAUUGAUUAUUGGCAAAUUGCGUCUUCGGACCUUCGAUUUGGGCGGCCACGAAACUGCGCGUCGACUUUGGAGAGAUUACUUUGCUACAGUGGACGGUGUAGUCUUUGUUGUAGAUGCACUGGACCGCGAACGCUUUCCCGAAUCCAAGCGCGAGCUAGACACGCUGCUGGGCUACGACGAGCUGGCAAAUGUGCCGUUCCUUGUGCUUGGCAAUAAGAUUGAUGUGCCACGCGCUGCAUCUGAAGACGAGCUGCGCAGCUCAUUGGGCUUGUAUGAGACUUAUGGAAAAGAAGCUCGCAGUGACAAAGACGCCAGUAUUCGCCCUAUUGAGCUGUACAUGUGCUCAGUUGUGCGUCGAAUGGGAUACGCUGACGGCUUUCGCUGGAUGGCUCAGUUCUUGUAG
Plasmopara halstedii is the source of this 576-nucleotide messenger RNA. Its product is annotated as small gtp-binding protein. NCBI's taxonomy places the organism in Eukaryota, Oomycota, Peronosporomycetes, Peronosporales, Peronosporaceae. The transcript is spliced from 2 exons. The record is from RefSeq and is a predicted model, not a curated record. Gene Ontology annotation, cellular component: COPII vesicle coat; endoplasmic reticulum exit site. Gene Ontology annotation, molecular function: GTP binding; GTPase activity. Bases 1 to 576 code for a protein of 191 amino acids. Gene Ontology annotation, biological process: membrane organization; endoplasmic reticulum to Golgi vesicle-mediated transport; vesicle organization.